GUCCCGUUAAGGACAUGAUAAACGUUCGGUGUUUAGUAGCAGACAAUUCUUGAUUUUUUUUUCUUAAUAAUUUUUCUGAACCGGACUGAGUAUGCAAGAGAUUAAAUUGGAUUUUGGAGAAGCAUUUCGUUCGUCCUGAAACCGAAAUAUUUCUUGCAGGAGAAAGAUUCACAUUGGAGGGGAAGAGAUGCGCUGCCGUAAUGCACUUGGGCUGUUGUUUCUGUACGGGGAAGUGUGUCUGAUGGUUCUUGGACACAGGGAGGCCAGCAGUGAGGAGUCUGGUGCACAGCUCAGGGCACCUGGUCUUGGGCAAGCAGACAGAGCCUCUCCCCUUAAGCUAUGGAGGUUUCAUGGAAAGACUGAACCUUCUCACCUCUUGUCCCUGGACCCCUCCAAAGACCCACACAAGCAGGAUCCACAGCUGUCAAAGCAUUUGAGCUCAAGCCAUGCUCCCUUGGCAACACCUGCCAGACGCCACCCCUUCCUGAAGAGCGGAAAGUUCCAGAAGAUGUUUGGCUGGGGCGACUUCUACUCCAACAUCAAAACGGUGCGCCUCAACCUGCUGGUGACCGGCAAGCUGGUGGACCACCACAACGGCACCUUCAGCGUCUACUUCCGCCACAACUCCACGGGCGAGGGCAACGUCUCCGUGAGCCUGGUCCCGCCAGGCAAGGCGCUGGAGUUCGACCUGGAGCGCCAGAGCGUGGUCUACCCCAAGGACUCCAAGACGUUCACGUGCCGCGUGGACUACGAGAAGGCCGAGCGGAGCAAGCGCACGUUGCCGUGCAACUACGACCCGUCCAAGACGUGCCUGCAGCAGCAGACUCAGAGCCACAUCUCCUGGCUGUGCUCGCGGCCGCUCCGUGUCAUCUGCAUCUACAUCUCCUUCUACAGCACCGACUACCGGCUCGUCCAGAAGGUCUGCCCGGACUACAACUACCACAAUGCCCUGCCCUACCUGCCCUCGGGGUAACCGUGGAAACCAAGGCAAACACUGGACACAGACAAGAAAUACAUAGUCAUGAUGAGAUGAAGUCAAAGGUCCACACAGUCAGAGAUACAGUAUAUUUUCACACAGGGGCUUGCUGAUUGAGCCGUGUCAAACAUAUGAUUUAAUACUUGGACUACAAAUAACAUGUUGUUCUAAUAUCUGUAAAUCAAAUAUAUUAUCAUUGAAGGGUAUAAUAUGUUUCAAAAAGCAUACAAGAAGGUCUAUUUUGUCUCUGAUAAAUCUUUGAGUGAUUUUUUAUUUUAUUUUUAUUUCUCAAGGACCCAGUAGAUGUUACUGUUUCUGUUUUCAUGCCAAACAGGACACUGAGAUGCUCUAAGCACGCUGUAUUCACACGUAGAAUUACAACCCCACGGUUGCUUGGCCCUCCCCUGUUGUAGUUCAACACAUCCAAGCACGAAGGGGGUUGGUCUAAAUGUGGGUUUGAACUGUUAGUUUGUGGCGUGCAUUCAAACAUUAUCAACCAAAUUCAACACUCUCUGAAGGCGGAGUUUAAAGGCAGAGGCGGAGUUUAAAUUGGUUGAUGGAUGGCCUUUGUGACGAAAUGAGUUGGUUUAAAGACCCUGUAAACCAAACAUAAAUAUGUUUUCUGAGUUUGUUACAGCACAAAACAAACUUGAUCACAGAACCACACCAUCCAGACAAAUCUGAAUGAAUACAAAUAUAUGAAAGUAUAUUAAAUAAAGUAUUAAACCAUGAAAAUA
This is a messenger RNA of Alosa alosa (allis shad), 1713 nucleotides long. Its product is annotated as neurexophilin-1-like. The coding region runs from base 188 to 973 and encodes 261 amino acids. Gene Ontology annotation, molecular function: signaling receptor binding. NCBI's taxonomy places the organism in Eukaryota, Metazoa, Chordata, Actinopteri, Clupeiformes, Clupeidae. The record is from RefSeq and is a predicted model, not a curated record. The transcript has 2 exons.